AUGAUGAGAUUAUACCUCCUACCGCUCUCGACGCGGCGAACUCUCCUCUAUGCGAAACGGCUCGAAGCAAAUACUGCGCCACAAGGAAGAACAUAUGUUGACAAGGGCACUGCCUUGGCGGCCAAGACGUGGGCGCAAUGGGAGAAGAUGGAGUCUGGAUGGAAGCGCAAGGUCGUCGAUUACGGCAACUACGCUUUUCGUCGCAUCCCAUAUGAGGAAUGGGGUCUCAAGUCUGUACCGCCUCUGUCGGUGAGACGCCGUGGGAAGGAGAUUGAGAUGAAGGAAAAGGUCGACUUGUGCUUCCCGAGCUCGGUGAUACCGCCGAACAAGGCGGAGGGUAUUCUCAAGACUCUUGCGACGGAGCGUCAGGCGCUGCACAAAAAGAGGCUUGUGUGGUGUAUCGUCGGCAUGCCGAUUACUAUUCCAUUUGCGCUCGUGCCCAUCAUCCCAAAUCUGCCCUUCUUCUACCUCGUCUACAGAGCGUGGUCACACGGCAGAGCCAUCUCAGGUGGAAAGCAUCUCCAAUGGCUGCUGGAGAACAAGCUCCUACGCCUAGCUCCAUCUGAGAAGCUCGAUCAGCUCUACGCACUACACGCCCCACCAGCCGAGGAGCCGGACAAUAAGGAGCGCACCCUUCUUACACAAAAGGAAGUUCAGACUUUCUCAGACACUCUUGACAUGCCGGCUCUUGAGGUGGAGCUCGAGAGGGCUAUAUGGCAGGUCGAGCAAGCCGUUCAAGACCCAGAUAGUCAGAGCCCACCUAAAGAGAGUUCACCUGGUGCAGCUGCCGAGAAACCAGGGUCCACUGAAACGGUGGACAAGAAAGAUCAAUGA
Molecule: messenger RNA, 834 nt
Organism: Fusarium tjaetaba
Lineage: Eukaryota; Fungi; Ascomycota; Sordariomycetes; Hypocreales; Nectriaceae
Exons: 2
Coding region: 1-834 (277 amino acids)
Biological process (GO): proton transmembrane transport; potassium ion transport
Cellular component (GO): mitochondrial inner membrane
Source: RefSeq, a predicted model, not a curated record